Molecule: messenger RNA, 1816 nt
Organism: Scylla paramamosain (green mud crab)
Lineage: Eukaryota; Metazoa; Arthropoda; Malacostraca; Decapoda; Portunidae
Exons: 2
Coding region: 302-1816 (504 amino acids)
Source: RefSeq, a predicted model, not a curated record
UGUGCGCGCGUCGGUGAGUGAGGGUGGCCGUCUAUGCCCGCUCUCUCUCUCUCUUUCUCUCUCUCUCAUACCCUCUCUCAACUUCUCUCUCCCUCACCCGCGCGAUUCCGUUGUGCUUCAAAAUUCCGCGUUUUCUAUGAGUGAUGAGUGUCUAGUGGUGCCCCCUGACCCCGACCUGCCGAGGCCCGCCCCGCGCUGAGCCGUUACCCCUAGAGUACUGUUGACUUUCCCCCAGACGCGCGGCACAUGCGGUGCCCGUGAAGGACGCCUGAGUGACGUAGUGUGAGGGCGCAGCGGCCACAUGAGUGUGCGGCGGGACAACAGGAGCGGCGCGGCGGCCCCCGGCGGCUUGCACGCCAAGCUGAGCCACGACCGCCACAACCACGAGCUGCUCAAGCAGCGCCUGGCCACCCACGCCACCCACGCCCCCAGGAAGCAGCCUGCCCACUCCACGCCGGUUAAGGGCGCGCCCACGGAGGGCGUGGCCAGCCCCGGAGGUCGGGCGGGGCCUCGUGGGGGCGGCAAGGGGCGGGUGGAGGCCAGCCCAAAGUCCUUCCUACGCCCCACCUCCAGCUCGGCGAUGAAGGCAGCGGGCGGCGCCGCCCACGCCGCCCCUGCCCCCCGCCGCCUGGACUCCAACAGGCGGCCCCAUCCACAGGCCACCCGCAAGGCGGUGGUGGGUGACGCCCACGCCCGGCGGGCCCAUGCACGCGCCAAGCAGGGCGACAAGGAGGAGGACUGUGGCGAGGCCAAGCAGCGGCAGGACAGCCAGCCCGAGACGCCCGACAAGGAUCAGAGGGACUCCCCGCCGCCCACGCCCACACCUGCCCCGUCCACACCUGCACCUGCAUCACCCACACCUGCGACACCCAAACCCUCGCCUGCACCUGCCUCGCCUGUGGCUUCCGCCCCGAACGUCACGCCUCUUAGCUACCCUCCCCCCUCCCCGCAGCCAUUCCCCCCUGCCGCUGUUCAGACCGGCCCCUCGCCUUCUCCUCUCCCCUCUCCCGCCUCCCAGCCUGGCCAGGCCCCGCCCACGCCCACGUCUGGGCCGGAGAGCCGCCAGGAGGCCAAAGCCCAGCCGCCGCCCCAGACGUGUUCACGGCCCGUGGGGCUACAGGCUGCGCCCGCGCCCAGCAGGGAGGCCGUGCUGCGGGGCGUGCGGGCACGGGUGGGGGAGGCGUCGCGGGGCGGGGGCGUGGACGCGGACAAGGACGUGUGCGAGGCGGCGGCGGAGGAGGAGGAGGAGUUUUACCGCGUGCGGGUGAGGACCAGACUGGUGAGCUACGACAACAGCACACUGGUCAUCAGGAACACCUCCAGGGGGGACGCCGCGCCCCCAGACCCCGCCCCACUCCCCUGCCGCGACCCUGAGCCCCAGCCACAGCCCGCCACGACCCUCCCAGAGGCCCACGAGGACCACCAGCCCCCUGCUGGCCCGCACCCCCCGGCCCAGCCAGACCCCAGUCCCCCCGUCCAGGCCUCCCCCUCCCACCACACUCCGCCCACGCCGCUGGUGUCCCAGCCAGCCAUGGUGGCCGCCCCGCCCGCUGUAGUCAACGUCUCGCCCGUUCAUGCUCGGGCGACCUCCGCCCAGCUACACGCCCACGCGGGGGCCGUGGCGGGGGCCGUGGCAGGGGCGGGGGCGGGCGUGAAGCGGCGCCUCACGCUGCUGGUGAAUCGUGGGCGUAACUUCUUGGCGGAGGUGUACAGCGCCACGCAGAGCCGCCUCGACCAUUACAGAGCGGAGGGGGCGCCGCGCCCAGGCCCCCCGCGCUAUUCACACGCCACGCCGCCCCCCUGGAAGUGGAGGUGA